AGUACAUUGGGACUGUUUACUUGACGUUUUCCCAGAAGACCAAUAGAUCUCCACAUCUCUAAUUUACUCCUACCAAACACAGCCCUCAGGGAGAUGAAACAGGAUUCGUGUUUGUCUACGUGUGAUCUCUGGGAGGCUUGUUAAAAUGCAGAUUUUCGGGCUCACCCUAAGCCCACAGAACAGAAUCACCGCUGACGCACCCCGAUUCAGGGCUUUAAUAAGUUUCCCACGUGUCUCACGUUCUCCGACCUCCCGGCCGCCCUUUGCUGAAGACCGGUGAAGCUCGCCUACCAGAGGGUGGCGCUCUUCCACAGCCCUCCAGCCUCCGGCUCCCGGAAGGGCAGCUCUGUCCGCCGUCGACGCCGCACUCGCCUCUUCUCUUCCGCUUCCGGUGUUCCCCAGAGCCAUGGCUGCCGCCGCCGCCGCCGGCCCUGGGGCGCCGGUGUCCCCGGACGAAUUGCUUCCGAAAGGCGAUGCCGAGAAGCCUGAGGAGGAGCUGGAGGAGGAAGACGACGAGGAGUUAGAUGAGACUCUGUCGGAGAGACUGUGGGGUCUGACGGAGAUGUUCCCGGAGAGAGUCCGGUCCGCGGCUGGAGCCACUUUCGAUCUCUCCCUCUUCGUGGCUCAAAAAAUGUACAGGUUCUCCAGGGCAGCCUUGUGGAUUGGCACCACCUCCUUCAUGAUCCUGGUCCUUCCGGUCGUCUUUGAGACUGAGAAGCUGCAGGUGGAGCAGCAGCAGCAGCUGCAGCAGCGGCAGAUACUUCUAGGGCCUAAUACAGGGCUGUCAGGAGGAAUGCCCGGGGCUCUACCUUCACUUCCUGGAAAGAUCUAGAUUGUUACUGCUAUGUUUGGCCUGUCUUGGUGGGAGAAGUUUGAAAAUUCAAUAGUGUUUGAACUGCUGGUCGUUGGAUUUUUUUUAAUUUUUUUUUUUUUUUUUUUUUUUUUUUUUUUUUUAACUCCGGCACACUGAUCUAUCUAAACUUGGUGGGGAGGAUUCUCCCCACAUUGUCUCAUGGAGAGACUCCUCACUUGCAGCUGUGCCCUCCAUGCCCUCCUGACUUGUUUCUUCUGUCCUCACUCUGAUACCAGAGUGCAGCAAUGCAGACGGUUACUCCAGCUCCGGCCAUCCCACCCCUUUCGCUAAGUUACUUCUGACGGCAGAUCUCCUCACUAUCCCAUCGUGGGGUAGGAACUGAUGCCAUCGGGAAGGAUGUGCCCCCGACCAUUAACGGCUGUUCAGUUUUUAAGAAUGGGGAUGUUGGGGAGGGACGUGCACACGAGAUAAAACUGAAUUUCUGUGUAUGUUGGAAAGGAUGGAGGGAGGGCUGGCAACAGCUUCAACCACAAGAUGGGGGCUGUGGAGGACAGAGCAGGAGCUUAUUUCCUCUGCAUAUUUUGGCUGUUAGACGUGUGUGUGUCUAAAAGAGAAAAAAAAGUCAGUGCUCACUUUUUCUAUUUAAAUAUUAAAAAAUGAUUCCAACCAGAAAUGUCUUCCAAGUGCUUGUCAUACAUACCUUGAAAUUAUUUAGACCAUUUUAGAAGGGCAAAGAAGACUGCCCCUCACAUUUUCUCUCACCUGAGCCAGCACCACCGUUUAAUACUGACUGAUCCCUUAGGCCCAAGCUAGUUAAAUUGCCAGAGGUAAAAAAAAAAAUUCGUCUUUGACCAAGAACCUCUCUGAGUUCAAGCAGUCAGGUUCAGAUCCACCAGCAAAGGAUUGGGUCCAUGUACUUGCACAGUCUACAAUGACAUUAUACAGUUAUAAAGGGGGAAUUCCCUGGUGGUCCAGUAGUUGGGACUCUGUGCUUCCACUGCAGGCAACACGGGUUCGAUCCCUGUUUGGCGAACUAAGAUCCCACAUGCUGUGAAGCUCGGCCAAAGGGGAAAAAAAAAGAAAAAAACAAUAAUUAUAAAGGACUUGUAAAGAAUGACAGAGUAUUGCUAUCUAGUCUGGGGAUAGGAAGGUUGCAAAUAGAACAUCUUGGGUUUGUUCUUUCUGAAAAUACAGUUGACCCUUGAACAACACGGGGUUAGGGGAACUAACCCUCCUUGCAGUCAAAAGCCUGUGCGUUUCUUUUAAAAAUCAUUGGCCCGCUAUGUGUCUGCUGUCCAACCAAUCACAGUUCAUGUGGCACUGUAGGAUUUCUUGAAAAAAGUUCACGUGUAAGUGGACCCACAGAGUUCAAACCUGUGCUGUUAGGAUCAACUGUAAUUGCUGAUGAGCUGUUGACAGUGAAUCCAACUGUAGCCCUAUCUUUGCACUUCGUAAUUUUUCCAUUUCACACACAUUUUUAUUGGCAUUGUGCUAGUAACAAUACUAAGUCUUUUAUGUGGGUUGCUGGAACUACACAAUUUAGGAGGUGGUAGUAUUCUCAUUUUACAGAAGAGGAAAACAGUCCCAGAAAGGUUGUGAUCUGUUCCAGGCUGAAUAGAAAAUGCCUGAUCUGAAUUCAAACCUAGGGAGUCUGGCUCGGAAUCCUGCUAUGUACUUGGUGCUGGGGCCUCCCAGGUACUCUGUGUAAAUACAUAGUCAUCUUCCACCUGUUAACCAGGGAAGAAUAGUCACUUGUCAGUAAAGAAAACUUGUACUUAAGAUUAGGGUUAGGGUUCUUCAUAUUGUGGAGCCUAGUUUUUACAAAUUAAACCGAAAAGUGUCUCGGGCUUUUUUUGAACCAAGCCCUACUUGGUGAGUAUUUUGUCUGGAUUUUUGAAGUGAGAGGUCUGGCCAAAGCACAAUAUGUCUCUAAGAGAUGACUUGUGGUGGCAGUGAAUUCCUUCCAAAGCAGCAUCAUACUAAACUUCACUUUUUUUAAUGUACAGAGUUACAGAAUUCAGACAGAUGAAAUUUAUGUGUGGAGUUUUCCAUUUUUAAUAUUUGGUUAAACAAAAUACAUCUUUUGUAAACAAACCCAGCACAAGGCCAACAAAAAGGAAUAAAAGCAAGAAAAACGAAAAGCCUAGGGUUGCCCCUCACUGGGCAUCAGGGUCAGGCCUGCCCCCUUUCUUAAAGGAAGUGGGGCUUUUUGCCCUUGGGCAUCAGCAUAGGUCCCUGUUCCUAAGCACCAGAAUUGGAUAUGAACAGAGAAACCAGCCCUGAAAUGUUUAAGCAUCUUUGCAUAUAUCCCACUGGCUCAUAGACUCCAAGUGCAUGGGGGCUCCUUUGAAGUGCCAUUUGCACAGGCCCAAGCAGAUCGGUGGCGAGGAGUUUCCUUCUCCUCCCAGGAAAUGGCUUACGUCACUGACAGUGCCAAUGGACUCAAGGUCCUGCUUGUGACAAUCAGCAAGGCUGGCUGUAACUUCUGGCUGGUGGUGGUUGGAAUGUCAUUGUGCAGGGCAAAGAGCUCCCUGUGGUGCCAAGCAGGUCUGGUGUAGAAAAUGGUGCAGAAGAGAAUGCGGCCACGUGCCGAGAGGGUGUAAUGCAGUUGCCGCUUGGUGGCCUCUGUUACUCAGCAUAAAAAAUGGCCUUGUUGGAUUGAAGAUACAUGUGCAGAAAAAGUGCUGGUGUAAACAUGCACUCCAGCCACAGUGGGGAGAAGCCUCAGCUUCAUCCCGUUCAGCUUGCUCAGGCUGGACAUGCAAGCCCCAGGCUGGCUCUGCUAUUGGAGAGAUCUGGCCAGUGGGGCAGCUCUCAGACCUGCCGAAACCACUGACCUGUGAGGGCUGGACAGGCCAUCCUUGCCUGCCCGCCUGCCCUGAGACAACCACAGCCACUGUGGUGACAGGCGGUGUAGUAUGACCCUUACUUCUCCUUUUGUCUUCCCAAGUUACAGGGAGAAAAAUGGCCUACAACUAUUUAAAGAGGUAGGGGGCGGGUCCGUUCUCAGUUGAUCUGUAAAGGAAGCUACAGAGAGAUGACAAAGCGUAACGCACAUAUCCACCCAACGUGAGGGCUCUGCUUCUUGUCACUAUAGUGACUCCAAGCCUAGGACUUCUACCCAUUCUAGCUGCUCCACGUUUCUGAAGGCUUAUCUUCCCAAUACUUUCCUUGCCCAACUCGGUCUCAAACUAGUAGAGGUUGAUGUCAAAGUCAGUCUUAUUUUUUUCCUGAUUUUUGCCAGAGUGGGUCAGCUGGGAAAACUGCCCUUUUGCCUAUCUUGUGCCCCAAAGUCUCCUAAACCAAUGCAAUGCAGUGAAGUGGGAGGGAUGAUGCUGGAGUGAGGCGGACAGG
Physeter macrocephalus (sperm whale) is the source of this 4168-nucleotide messenger RNA. It is a transcript of the gene TOMM22, whose product is annotated as translocase of outer mitochondrial membrane 22. Lineage: Eukaryota; Metazoa; Chordata; Mammalia; Artiodactyla; Physeteridae. Gene Ontology annotation, biological process: intracellular protein transport. The record is from RefSeq and is a predicted model, not a curated record. Bases 407 to 832 code for a protein of 141 amino acids. The transcript is spliced from 4 exons. Gene Ontology annotation, cellular component: mitochondrial outer membrane.